Molecule: messenger RNA, 300 nt
Organism: Hepatospora eriocheir
Lineage: Eukaryota; Fungi; Microsporidia; Hepatosporidae
Source: the annotation of a GenBank genome assembly
AUGGUGUAUUGUGAGGGUAUUAUUACUAGUGUAUCACAUGUUGGACUUAAGCUAAGAACAAAUGUUCACUAUCAUGAAAUUAAAAAUCUGUUUUUAGAAAAAGAACAUAGAGAUGGUACAAUUAUAGAAAGAAUGCAUGUGACAGAUACAACUUAUCCUAUCAACUUUGAGGAUAGAACACUAAUACCGGAAUAUGGCCUUAGCAUUUAUAAAGAUUUUCAAAUAAUUGUUUUACAGGAAAUGCCGGAGAAUGCUUCAGCAGGUCAGCUGCCAAGAUGUUUGGACUGUGUUUGUCAUUAA